AUGCCUGAAGUGAUCUCCCUCCUUUCUGACUCCGAGUCUGAAUCAAGACCGCCGCCUCGCGCAAGAGCACGGCAACGUUCACGACCCACAUCGCCCACGCGCAACACCAGCAGCCGAUCGGUAGCCGUUGACCAUGAUGACUUCUUUAAAUGGGAUGAAGCUAUCAUCCCCCAGUCAAGCUUCGCAGCCCCCCUGCGCACCACGACCGAGGAACCUGCCAGAAAGAGACGCCGCCUCAGUCCUAUCGAGCCAAGUAGCCCCCUAAGCCCGAUCCUCCCGCCUGCGCCAGAAUCGAGGGCUUCAUCACUUUCUCCGCCUCGAAAACAGAGGGGGCAAAAAUUGAAGGAAGUCGACUGGGGAAAGAGUUCGGUUCAGGUUAGCGGAUGGAAGACGUCCAAUGGACCCGACUCGCAAUUUAGUAAUUUCAGCUACGACGACUUGGGCUUAUUGGAUAGCGAUGAGAUUAUUCCGAGUUCGGUCCCCUUGGCCAAGGAGAAGGGGAAGGGAAAAGAAAAAGAAGUUGUGCCGGCGGAGGGACCGGCUAAAAAGCGAGAUCCGAUUGUGAUCGAUGAGAUCGAUGACAUUGACUUUUUUGACGACAUGCCCGGGCCUUCACGUCGACGAGAGUUGCCUAAGCCGACGGUAGCAGCAUGGGAUCCGAUUUCGAGCUCUGCCCCUCCUUCUACAUUUCACUCUCGUCCAGGCAGUCCGUCCCGCGGGCCUAGUAAGGUGCGAUCUGUGGUCAUUACCAUCGAUGAUGAUUCGGACGAUUGUCAAGCUUCCAAGAAUUCAAGGCCUAUCGAUGUUGAUGAUAUCGAUGAUGUCGAUAUCGACGACGACGGAGACGACGACAACAGCGACGAUGAUUUCCCCGACCUCAUAGAUUUGGCUUCCAGACCGCUCCCCAUAUUCGCAUCCUCCACUAAACCCGACUCGUACAGCUGCAGCUCUUCCUCAAAACCCCUCCCCCAGUCCAAACCUAAGUCCAAGUCCGGUAGCGAGCCCAAAAAGACUGCCCAGGAGAGGGCCCGGGAGCGUGAGGAGAAGGCCAGAGAGAGGGAAGAAAGGACCAAAGAACGUGAAGCCAAACGUAAGCACAAGCUCCAGGAGAAGGAGCGCGCGAAAGAACAAAAGGCCCGUGAGAAAGCCCUCGCCGAAGCCAACAAGAUGCGCACCGACAAGAAGCUGUCCACGCCAGAGAUGAUUGUCGAUCUACCGUUAUCGCUCGACGAAGCCGUUCGGGUGCAAGCCGAAACCUUACUGCGCGAUCUGGGGGUUUUCUGCACGACAUGGAACAGCCCCGUUGAGAACGUCGUGCGCUGGCGGAGGAAAGUCAAGGCGAAUUACAACGAAGAAUUAGGGUUGUGGGAGCCGGUCCCAGAGAGGAUCGAAAAAGAGGGUUUCGCGAUGGUGAUAAUGACGGCGCAGAGGUAUGUCGACAUCGUCCUUGGCGAUAGCGACGACCCAACCGUAUUCGACUCAACUGGCAUCGACGCCCACGUCACGCGCAUGCGCUCCGCCUUCCCAGGCGACACCCUCAUCUACAUGAUCGAGGGCCUCAACCUCUGGCUCCGCAAGAACCGCACCGCGCGCAACAGACAGUUCGUUUCAGCUGUCCGCUCUGGCCUCGAUAAUAACCUCGAUAACAACCCAUCCGAACCCCCUCCUUCAACCCAAUCCCGCCGCCGCAAACAAAACCCUUCCCCCCAAAGCUACAUAGACGAAAAUGUCAUCUCUUACUCCCUCCUGCACCUCCAAAUCCACCACAGCCCCAACCUACAAAUCCACCACACCACCCUCCCACUCGAUACCGCUCGCUGGAUCGCCAUAUUCACCCAGCACAUCAGCACCGUGCCCUACCGCCGACAGCGCGACGCCUACCUCGACUCAGCUGCUUCCUUCUGCAUGGACAGCGGGCAGGUCCGGACGGCGGACAGCCCGCGCGAGAUCUAUGUGCGCAUGCUGCAGGAGAUUGGGAGGGUUACCGCGCCGAUUGCGUACGGCAUUGCCGAGGAGUAUCCGAGCGUGAGGAAGUUGGUUAAGGGACUGGAAGAGAAGGGGCCGUUGGCAUUGGAGAAAGUGAGGAGGUGUGUAGGCCGGAUGGGGGGCAGGGGGGAUCGGGUGGUUGGGCCGGCGGUUAGUCGGAGGAUGUGGAAGAUCUUUUUGGGAAGGGAUGAGACUAGUAUGGAUAUUUAA
Messenger RNA from Thermochaetoides thermophila DSM 1495, 2196 nucleotides. RefSeq names its product nuclease-like protein. NCBI's taxonomy places the organism in Eukaryota, Fungi, Ascomycota, Sordariomycetes, Sordariales, Chaetomiaceae. The record is from RefSeq and is a predicted model, not a curated record. The transcript has a single exon. The coding region runs from base 1 to 2196 and encodes 731 amino acids. Gene Ontology annotation, cellular component: Holliday junction resolvase complex; nucleus. Gene Ontology annotation, molecular function: DNA binding; nuclease activity. Gene Ontology annotation, biological process: replication fork processing; double-strand break repair; resolution of meiotic recombination intermediates.